UCCUGCGUGUGUUCGCCAACAAAAAAUGACAGAUCUAAAUACGAAUCUCCAAAGUUAUUUGUCAAAGGGGGACCAAAAUAGCGGAUCGGGAUUUGGUAAAUUUAAUUUAGGAAAGCUUAACUUUUUCCAGAAGAAGAACCAAACCCCAGAUGAUGUCUCAGAGUCAAAUGACGUGGCAAACGGCUGGUUUACCCAGGCGAAAGCAGACCCGUGUAUGCCGAGUUUGUCCAAAAAACAGAGAAUUCUGGGCUUUGUGAUGUUUUUACUGAUGGGAACCUUCUGUUUUUCAAUGGCUAGUCUUUAUAUUCCUGUGAUGAUUAUCAGGCCUAAAAAAUUUGCAACACUUUACACUCUUGGAAGUUUAUUUGCUAUUUCAAGUUUUUCCUUCCUCUGGGGACCGAUGAACCACAUAAAGCACCUGUUCUCAGUUCCACGGUUACCAUUUACAACAGCUUACAUUGGAACAAUACUAGCCACAUUAUACUUCUCAUUAUGGGUAAAAAGCACUAUCUUGACUGUAGUAUGUGCAAUAUGCCAAGUAAUCACUUUAGUUUGGUACAUUGUGAGUUAUAUCCCUGGUGGUCAGACAGGACUCAAGUUCUUCUCCAAAGUAUUUUACUCAGUAGCAACCAAGACAGUACAGAAAACCUUGCCUGUUUGACAGAGCUGGGGUUCCACCUUCAUCAUAAGACAAUCUGAAAGUGUUUUUCUAAACAUGUACCUACAUCAUGCUAAUUCACAAGGGUGUCCACUUCUGAGAAGUAAAGUUCUUAUGAGCUACUACUUUAUCUUUGAUAUAUAGAUUUAACAUGACUUUGUAUAUAUAGUGAAUGUAUACAUGUUGUUACUUUACAUGUAUGCUGAACAUUUUAAGAUACUUUUAUUUUGAAUGUUUAAAACAUGCAAGAUAAUAUUUAAACAAGAAAAAAUUAAAUACAAUAUGCAUGUUAUAUUUGGUAAAUAUAUUUCUAAAAUAAAACUAUUUUUGUUA
Messenger RNA from Magallana angulata, 991 nucleotides. RefSeq lists its product as uncharacterized. The coding region runs from base 26 to 661 and encodes 211 amino acids. NCBI's taxonomy places the organism in Eukaryota, Metazoa, Mollusca, Bivalvia, Ostreida, Ostreidae. Gene Ontology annotation, biological process: vesicle-mediated transport. Gene Ontology annotation, cellular component: membrane. The record is from RefSeq and is a predicted model, not a curated record. The transcript is spliced from 6 exons.